AUGUUUACUAAUAAUCAUUAAAGUUAUUUAAUCAAUUUGAAAUUCUUUUAGACAUAAUUAUGUUGUUUCUAAUAUAAAUAUAAGACUUCAAUAGAAAUGUUACUAUGUUUUAACUAUCUUAAAUUAGAAAUUUUAACUGUUGAAAAAUUUUUGAGUUUAGUAACAUUUUCUAAUCAGAAAUCAAUUAUUGUAUCAAAAGUAUAUAGUAAUAUAUGGCUAUUUCUGGGAUGUGUAUUGCAUGAUUAAGUUUCUCUACUAUUUUCUUAAAAAUGUAUUUGA
This is a messenger RNA of Paramecium sonneborni, 279 nucleotides long. Lineage: Eukaryota; Ciliophora; Oligohymenophorea; Peniculida; Parameciidae. The record is from the annotation of a GenBank genome assembly.